CGAUCGCGCAUAUUCCCCAGGCAACGCCAAGCCGAAUCCAUCUUAUCGACAACAUCACCCCUGACCGCUUCGACACGCGCUAUCAAUCUACCAGCCUUUGCCUUCCCGCGACGCGAUAUAUAGCACAAUUGAACAUUCGAGCGAAUGUGGAUCAUGGAUUAUAUGGAUUUUAGUUGGUGGCCGUUAUUCGGCAGGGAGGCUGAGAUCGAGCCCGAGAACCUCGUACCUUCUCAUCCGUAUUAUCCACUAGGUGUGAAUAUUACGGGAUAUGCGGCGAAUGAAGCAACGGUCCCAAUGCUUCUGGCAUCCUUAGGUGGCAUGCUAGGGUUUGCGAUUCUGGGCGCAUCUGCAUUCGCUUUGAGAUUCAAUUCGAAUUUGACAAAGUCGAAUAUUGCUCUGUUGGGUUGGUUUGUGAUGAACGGCUGCUUGCAUUGCUUCUUUGAAGGAUACUUCGUUCUGAAUCAUGCUACCGUCGCCUCGUCACAGAAUGUAUUCGCACAGCUGUGGAAAGAAUACGCACUGUCCGACUCACGAUAUCUGACUUCGGACUUCUUUAUGCUUAGCGUUGAGAGCAUCACGACAUUUAUCUGGGGACCUCUCUGCUUCGCCAAUGCUAUAGCAAUCGCUCGAGGUAGUCCUUCUAGGCACGUACUGCGUAUCAUUGUUUGCAUGGCCCACUUGUACGGUGUUGCGCUAUACUAUUCUACAAGUCUAUGCGAAACCUAUUUCACUGGCCGCUCUCAUAGCCGGCCCGAGUUCCUCUACUUCUGGGUCUACUAUGUUGGUUUUAACCUACCAUGGGCUAUCGUCCCAGCAGUUCUCCUAUUUGAUAGCGCAAGAACUCUUACGAAGGCAGUAAGAGCCUUAGACAAGAUUGAUAUCACGCUAGCGGCUCAUCGCAGGACUCAGGAUGCGUCAAAUGGGACCAUUGAGCCUAAAAAGACGAAGUAGGGAUAUAAUUAUGGGCGUAUAAGCCGUAGAAUGCGGCGAUAUUUCGUGCCACUAUAUACACCUCAAUAUAACCAUUCCCAUACCCAGUACUGUUGGUUAGAUA
Molecule: messenger RNA, 1054 nt
Organism: Hypoxylon trugodes
Lineage: Eukaryota; Fungi; Ascomycota; Sordariomycetes; Xylariales; Hypoxylaceae
Product: EBP-domain-containing protein
Exons: 5
Coding region: 145-951 (268 amino acids)
Biological process (GO): sterol biosynthetic process
Cellular component (GO): membrane; endoplasmic reticulum
Molecular function (GO): steroid Delta-isomerase activity; C-8 sterol isomerase activity; cholestenol delta-isomerase activity
Source: RefSeq, a predicted model, not a curated record